Messenger RNA from Funneliformis caledonium, 267 nucleotides. NCBI's taxonomy places the organism in Eukaryota, Fungi, Glomeromycota, Glomeromycetes, Glomerales, Glomeraceae. The record is from the annotation of a GenBank genome assembly.
AUGCAAUCCUUGGCCGCUUUCAUGUUGACACUUAUUAGACAAUACGAGAAAAGCAAUUCUGACAUGUGGAUGAGCAUUGGAUUGCUUAUGAUCGGAGCAGGAUUUCAUAUUCUGCCAUUCCGUCCGUCCGUCCGUCCACUGCUUGAGAAUAGUAAAAACAAUACACGACAGGACACCGAGGGUUAUUCUCACCAUGAUAUAUUUUCACCGCCUAAAUCAGACUGUUACUUAGAAUUACAUAACCGAAACCGUCUUCAGUAUCAGUAG